Penicillium verrucosum is the source of this 453-nucleotide messenger RNA. RefSeq names its product Oxoglutarate/iron-dependent dioxygenase. NCBI's taxonomy places the organism in Eukaryota, Fungi, Ascomycota, Eurotiomycetes, Eurotiales, Aspergillaceae. Bases 1 to 453 code for a protein of 150 amino acids. The record is from RefSeq and is a predicted model, not a curated record. The transcript has 2 exons.
AUGCGUCUACUCCAUUACUUUGCAUUGUCGGAAGUUUCCGACGGCAAGGUGUAUCAUCGGGUGUAUCAUCGCGCAGGGGCACAUGCCGAUUGGGACUUUUUGACUUUACUUUUCCAAAGGGACGGCCAGGAUGGGUUGGAAAUCUGUCCCGGUCGCGAGGUAGUGACGGAGUUCGAUAUUGGGGACAAAUGGACCAAGGCGAAGGGCCAGGACUGGCGAUCGGAUGACCCGUUCAAGUCGACUUUUCAUCGCGUCAAGGCCCCAUGUGAGCCCGGGGACUAUUUUGGCGACCGAUAUAGCAUUGCUUAUUUCGACCAGCCCUAUAAGGAUUCUUUGAUCCAGGGACCCUCGAACAAGUAUCCGACUGUGACUGGGGCUCAGUUUACCGACACCGCUAUGAAACGGAACUUUGCUGCUUUGCAGGAGAAAUCGAAGACGGUCGCAGCGGCCUAA